Hyposmocoma kahamanoa is the source of this 787-nucleotide messenger RNA. RefSeq lists its product as uncharacterized. The record is from RefSeq and is a predicted model, not a curated record. The transcript has 6 exons. The coding region runs from base 130 to 759 and encodes 209 amino acids. NCBI's taxonomy places the organism in Eukaryota, Metazoa, Arthropoda, Insecta, Lepidoptera, Cosmopterigidae.
GUCAUGCCUUGCUAUCAUAUUUACGUCAAGCAUCAAUUUCUCAAAUAUUAUAAAAUAUUUGGACUAAAUCAACAAUAGAUUUCAAGGGUCUACCAACGGCAUUCACCUUCAGCAUCAAAAAAACCGAAAAUGCCAAAAAGUUCACCGACCGACGACUUCACCAAAUCCUCAGACAAACAACCAAGGAGUCUCAGCCAUGCUUCCACGCCUGCCCCGCUGCAUUUCUCUGUUCACAAACCUGGAUGUCAUUUUGAAAGCUGUUGUGGUGUUUGUAAUUUAUUCCCAGGAGUCCUGUUGAUAGCUUUCUGUCAAGUCCUAGUGGGUUCGAUCCUGCUCACGCUGAUCCUGACACAUGGCAAACAGUAUGACGAAAUGCACCAAACCUCCAAAACACAGAUGGCAAGCAUGGCGUCUGGAGCAAUUCUAAGCGGCAUGACGGGAGCUGGUAUACUCCUUAUCAUCGUGGCCCUCACAGAGAACUGCAGAGCUAUGUUGGUUUACUUAUUGGUGGCCACCAUGGUUUGGAUCAGCAUCAUGUCCUUGGCGAUUACCAAGAUUGGGCGCGCUUGCAUUCGUUUCAAAGAUGCUCCCAAGAUAAAAGACGAACAGCACCGUCUGGCGAAUUUGGCGUGCGUCAGUGGACUCUUCACAUUUCUUGGCGCAGUGAUUUACUUCUUCUCGUUCAUCGUGGUCUUCAGUUUUUACCACUUCAGGUACGUCCGCCGCGCUAUUUUGCUACACGAAGCUGAAUGCGAGUGAUUUUGAUACCUUGUUAGUUAAUUUAAUA